ACAUGGAGAUGUAAUAACAUAAAUAAAAAACAUGACAAUUUAUGUUUGCCUCCAAGAAGAGAGCAUAUGUGCAUAAAAAAAAUAAACGAUAUGAUGAGUUCAACUGUUGAUAAUAAAGACAAAUUAUUGAACGCAGUAAUGGAAGCGGCAAAAGAUGAAGCCAUAGAUAUAUUAAAAAAAUUGAAACCAGAAAAAGAAACUGAAUUUUCUAAUAUAUGUGAUGCUAUGAAAUAUAGUUUUGCAGAUAUAGGUGAUAUAAUUAGAGGAAGGGAUUUAUGGAAUAACGAUAGAAAAAAUGAAAGUAUACAAAGAAGGUUGGAUACAAUUUUCAGAAAUAUAUAUGAUCAACUGAAAAAUGAUAAAAAUAAAUAUAAUCAAGAUGGAGCACGUUUUUAUAAAUUACGAGAAGAAUGGUGGAAUACAAAUAGAAAAAAUAUUUGGAAAGCUAUGACAUGUGUUGCGCCAAAUGAUGCAAAAUUUAAAAAAAAAAAGGACGAAACUGGCACUACAACUACAACAUCUGCACACGUUAAAUGUGGACAUAAUAAAAUCACUCCUGUUGAUGAUUAUAUACCUCAACCUUUUCGUUGGUUAACUGAAUGGAGCGAAUAUUAUUGUAAAGCAUCGUCACACGUUAAAUGUGGACAUUUGAAAACCACUCCUGUUGAUGAUUAUAUUCCUCAACCUUUUCGUUGGUUAACAGAAUGGAGUGAAUAUUAUUGUAAAGGAAUGAAUAAAAAACUGGCUGAAUUGAAAGGUAAAUGCGAGACGUGCACUAGUGGUUCACCAUGUAAGGAUGAUCAGGAUGGAAAAAUAUGUGAAGAAUGUAAAGAAAAGUGUACAUCUUUCGGUAAGUUUGUUAAAGAAUGGCAACAAAAAUUUAAUAUACAAUCGACUAUAUACAACGAAUUGUAUCAAAAAUCAGAUAACGCCAGUACUAAUAAUACCAAUAAUAGUUUUAAUAGAUCUACGAAACGAAAUAGAAGAAGAACCGGAAUUGUAGAAGAUGAUGAUAAUAAACGUACAGAUAAUUUUUUAAAACAAGUGAAAAACAAAUGCGGUGACGACGCAAAAACGGCCGAACAAUACCUCGAUAAAACUACUAAAUGCAUACCAUACAAAUUUACCAAAAGUGAUGCUGUCGCUGGCGCCACUAGUAAUGAUGAUAAUUAUGCUUUUAACGAUAAACCUCCAAAACCAUAUGAAAACAAAUGUGAAUGUGAACGUCCUGAUCCUUUAGAUAAAUGUCCUGAUGAAAAUACUAAUACAUAUGAAAAAGUGUGUAAGAAUUUGUCUAUUACAAAAACAUGUAUAAAUAAAAAUUUUAAUAAUGAUCUGGAUAGUUGGACUCCUUACGAAGUCAAAGAGUUAACAGGUAACAAUAAAGGUGUAUUAGUUCCUCCUAGAAGAAGAAAAUUAUGUCUUAGGAAUAUAACUACAAAACUACGUUCUAUAAAAAAUAAAGAUAAUUUCAAAAAAAUACUUCUUGAUUAUGUUUUCACUGAAGGGAAAUUUUUAGGUGAAAAAUAUAAAAACCAACCUACAAAAGCAUUAGAGGCUAUGAAAUAUAGUUUUGCGGAUUAUGGAGAUAUAAUUAAAGGUACGGACAUGAUAGAAGGAAUACUUGUCAAUGAUUUAAAUGAUAGGUUAAAUAAAAUAUUUUCAAAUAAUGAUAGUACAUCUACUAAUACCAAUGAUGAUCAAAAACAAUGGUGGGAUAAUAAUAAAAAACAUGUUUGGCACGCAAUGUUAUGCGGAUAUAAAUCAGAAAACAAAAGUAAAACCUUGGACAAUACAUGGUGUCCUGUACCUAAAGAAGAUGAUACUCCUCAAUUUCUUCGAUGGUUAGAAGAAUGGGCAAAAAUAUUUUGUGAUGAAAAACAAAAAGAAGCAAAAACGGUUGUAGACCAAUGUUUAAAAAAACUUCAAGAACAAAAGCCUAAAACAAUUACUGAGAUAGGAGACAAAUAUUGCAAACAAUUAUUAAAUAAAUAUAGAGAUUGGUAUUUAAAUAGAAAUAGACAAUGGAAAGGAUUAAAGGAAGCAUAUGAAAAGUAUAAAGAUAAAAAUGGUUCAUCCGGAGGUCAACAAUUACCAUCAAAUGUUGAAGAUUAUGUGAAAAGCAAAUGUUCUGAAUGUAAUUGUAACUAUGAUGAUUUACAAAAAAUAUCUGAUUAUCAAGACAAAGAGAACGAAUUAUUCAAGGAAUUAGUUUUAAAAGCUCAAAUUGAUAGUAUUCAUCCUAAGGAUACAGCAUUUUACAAAUUUUUUACUCUUAGAGGAUUCGGUCCAGAAAUUGCAAAAAAAGCUUUCGAUGCUGCUCCCGGUAUAAUUUCUAAAGUAUCUGAGUAUGGAGUUCAAUCUGCAAAAAAUGUUCUAAAUGAACUUAAGGAAAUCAUCGAUAAAAUUAAGAGUAGUGAUUCAAGUCAAACUCCCGCAGAACCUCCUCCUGCACCAGCAACUCCACCUUCACCUAGACCACCCGUAACACCUCAAGGAACACAACACGACGAACCAAUAAAUAGUGAAAUUUUAUCUUCCACUCUCCCUGUUGGAAUAAGUUUUGCACUAGGUUCGAUCGCUUUACUGUUUUACCUUAAGAAAAAUCCCAAACUUGGACCUACGAAACUUUUUCGCGUUAUUGAUAUACCACAAAACGAUUAUGGCAUCCCUGAUAAAACAUCUACCAAUAGAUAUGUACCAUAUGGUAAAUAUAAAGGAAAAACGUACAUAUAUAUGGAACGUGAUACAGAAGAUGACAAAUAUAUGUUUACAUCUGAUACGACUGACGUAACUUCGUCAGAAAGUGAGUAUGAAGAGAUUGAUAUAAAUGAUAUAUAUCCCUAUAAAUCACCUAAAUAUAAAACUUUGAUCGAAGUGGUAUUAAAACCUAGCAGUAAAGCCCAUGAUGAUAAAUCUAUGUAUAAAAAAGAUGAUAGUAAUAAACUUACAGAUGAGGAAUGGAAUCAACUGAAACAAGAUUUUAUCUCGCAAUAUUUACAAAAUAUACAAAAGGAUUUACCUAAUGAGGAUACCAUUGAUAAGAAUAUUUAUAAAAAUACACAAAUUAAUAUUUUAGACGUAAAUAUUGAAGAAAAACCUUUUAUUACACAAAUCCAAGAUCGAAAAUUAUAUAGUGAUGAUAACGAAAUUAUAUAUAAUAUUGAUUGGAAUGUUCCAAAAAAUAUUAGCACUAAUACUACAGAUGAUUCAAAAUAUGUUUCAAAUGAUCAAUAUACUGGAAUUGAUUUAAUAAAUGAUUCGUUAAAUAGUGGUAAUGAUAUUUAUGAUGAGUUGCUCAAAAGAAAAGAAAAUGAAUUAUAUGGAACAAAACAUCCAAACAAUAUAUCAACAAAUCGUGGUGUCAAGGGAACACAUAGUGAUCCUAUAAAUAAUCAAAUAGAUUUGUUCCAUAAAUGGUUAGAUAGACAUAGAGAUAUGUGUAACAAAUGGAAUAAUAAGGAAGAAAUGUUGAACCAAUUGAAUGAAGAAUGGAAUAAUGAAAAUAAAGAACAUGUAUUGUAUACAUCAACUAUUGAUGAUAUUAAUAGAAUUAAUGAUGAAAAUUAUAAUAUGAUUAAUGCAAAUACUAAUGAACAUAAUCAUAUAACAUCUCUUGAAGAUUUUUGUUCAACAAAUAUUCCUCCUAAUGAUCUUAUAACGAAAAAUAAUGGUUCUCAAACAAAGAAUUUACGCACAAAUAUAUCUAUGGAUAUACAUUUUGAUGAAAAUAAUAAUAAUGUAACCAAUGAAGACGAUCAGUUGGAAAAUUCGUAUAAUUUAUGA
Molecule: messenger RNA, 3786 nt
Organism: Plasmodium gaboni
Lineage: Eukaryota; Apicomplexa; Aconoidasida; Haemosporida; Plasmodiidae
Product: putative EMP1-like protein
Exons: 2
Cellular component (GO): membrane
Molecular function (GO): host cell surface receptor binding
Source: RefSeq, a predicted model, not a curated record